AUGCCGCAACGCCCGGCAAGUGUAUUCGAGUGGAUCGCUGGCCCUGCGCCGACGAAGGCUGCAUAUCGAUCUGUUAGCAUAUCUAACUCCAAGGCCGAUAUGGCCGAUAUGGCCGAUCCCAAGGUUGCCAUAGCAAGUCCACUCCGUAUUCGCCGCCGUGUCCAAAUUGAAGUUGAAGUUUCUGAUUUUGGUACCUCUUCCGCCAGCUCUUCCGAUGAAGAACCUCCUCCCAAGCCAGAAGCCAAGAUACCCGAAAAGCCCAAAGUCAAGGAAUCAGAAUCGAAGAAACCUCAAGUGACCAAGGAAGUCGACAAGAAAGUCAAAUUUCAAGAACCAACUCCCAGAGAGUCAACUUCUAAAGAGCCAGCUCCUAAAGAUCCAACUCCCAAAGAGUCAAUACCCAAACUUAAGUCUGCAUUGAAGAAGAAUACUUCGGAAAUUUCAGCAAAACCUCGCCCAUGCGAAUGCUUGGAAUGUAAAGCUAGUCAGAAAUCGAAGAGUAAAAGCAGCGCAGGAGAUUCAAGCGAUUCCAGCGAGGGCAGUGAAUGUGAAGUUGCACUGACCAAUAAAUCAUUUAAACCACUGAAGAAAAAACAACAACCGAGCAACAACAACCAAAACCCACAACCACGAAUUUUGAGGCUCAAGCAAAAUCAAAAUUCUCAAACAAACCAGCAUCAACGGAAUUCUAGUGCGAAGGAACGUGGCAAUCAUCAACAGCCCAGAAAUAAUAAUCGCCAAUACGAUCAAGACAGUUCAGACGAGUCCGAUCAAUCUGAGAUCGAAGUUGUUCAAAAAAAUCGAAAACCAUCGCGCUAUCUGAAUCAUAUGAUGGAGGGAAGGAUCAUUCAAGAAAUGAGGGCUGAAGUUAUACUUCGCGAAGAUGUGAUUGAAACCCCGUCUGACCCUCGUCCAAACGCAUUUCUUGACACGAAGAGUGGUGUUCUUCGAGUUUACCAUGGUCGAGUGUAUGGCAAUCCUUUUGCGACACUUCUCACGCCAGCCCAAGUACCAAUUGGUACCUUUGCUCCAACCUCUGCGCAUUUUGGUGGCUCGCCUCCGAUGUAUAAUAUGUCUGGGGGUAACGGGCCCGCUCCUCAUGAUCAAGACCAAUUUCAACCAGAAUUACCCCGCAAUUUUUCGAACAAUACAGUGAGACAUACCCCCAAUCAGAAUUCGCAGCGCAAUUUUUCCAAUAACCAUUCCAACCGGGCUUCUUCCAAUAAUCGGCGCCAGCAGCAGGGUAGCAGUGGCAAUAACAACAGCCAGCAUGUGCCAGGUGGUUGGGUCGAUGAUACAAAUAACAAAGAAGACUCUAGCUCAGCAGACAACAAUGGCUUGGGCUCUGGUUGUAAUAAUAAUGAAGAGCAGGCCAAUAAUAACCAGGAUUCAGGUGAUCGGGGCAAUAACGAUACAAACAACAAUCAAGGCUCGGGUGGCUCAGGGAAUAAUGGUCAGAACCGCAAUCAACGGGCCGCUUCUGUUAGCAGUCACAAAACGCAGACCUCCAACAAGCAGAAGAACAACAAGAAGAUCGAAAAGGGUCAAGCGAAUCAGAGUAAUCAGUCUAACAACAACAACAACUCCGGCAAUGCAUGGGGCGUAGAUAAUAAUGAUCAAUCUGGUAACUCAAACAGCUGGGGUGCCAAUAAUGAUACAGGCGGGGAUUCUGGUUGGGGAAAUGAUACCAAGCAAGAUGCAGACGCUGCAGCGAACAAUACCUCUUGGGGAAAUGACAACAGCAACUCGAAUGUCAACUCCAAUAAUCAGAACUCUGGCUGGGGAGGAGACAAUCAGGAAUCGAACAAUCAAAACUCAAGUUGGGAUAACGAUAAUAAUCAAGAGUCAAACAAUAAUUCGAACAACCAGAAUUCUAGUUGGGGCAAUGAUGAUAACCAGGAGUCAAAUGAUAAUUCGAACAAUCAAGAAUCCAGCUGGGGCAAUAAUAAUAAGCAGAACUCGAAUGAGAAUUCCGACAAUCAGGGCUCGGGCUGGGGUAACGAUAAUAACCAAGACUCGAAUGAUAAUUCGAACAAUCAAAACUGGGACUGGGGCAAUGAUAAUAAUCAAGACUCUAAUGAUAACUCCAACAAUCAAAAUUCUGGUUGGGAAGCAGAUAAUCAGGAUUCCAAUAAGUCAAAUAACAAAUCUUCAAGCAAGGGCAACAAUGAUAAUAACGGCCAAUCAAACUCCAAAGACCAGUCAAGCAAUAACACAACCGGAGGCUGGGGAGGUUCGAACGAGAAACAAGGUAAUGCCAAUUCGGGAGGAUGGGGAAAUCCUAAUAAUCAACAAAACAAUGACAAGUCCGGCUCUCGUACAGCUUCUCAAAACAACACCAAAUCGAACAACAACGCCUCCAAAAAGUCACCCAACAACAAGUCAAGUAACAAUCAAAAGUCCAAAAGCUACGAUGAUCCCGAGUGGACCGCCCACAACGAUGAUCAAGAGGAAGAUCAAAACCAGCAAGAUAGUAGUAAUGACUGGGGACCAACCAAUACAAGCUAUAACGUCGUACAAAGUGCCAAGGGCAAAGGCUGGAACAACAAGAAAACCCAAAACCAAAGCAAUAGUGGCAAAAAAGCAAGUUCUAAUAAAGGAAGUCAAUGGGGAGGCGAUGGUCAUAACUCCGGCGAGGGAGGAGAUCAUGAUGAGGACGUAGAAGAAGGAAAUCCGCAGUUUAGGGAUCACACACCUACUAGCAGUGAGAUAUUGAGGAAUUGGGAUAGUAAGAAUCAGGGUGGUUACGCGGGAUUUGGAAAUGUGAAUAUUGGGAAGUAUGAUGGUGGAGGAAAGAAAAAGACUCAUGCGAGAACUCCUACUGCUCUGAGUCUCGCGGGAAGCUGGGUGGGGUCGGAACCUAGUGAUAAUGAAUAUGCUGGUAGAGGUCGCAAGGGUAGUAAAGGAGGUAAAUGGGGAAAGAACAAGGCAAGUAAACCGGGUAAUACAGGGUAUGAUAACAAUGCAAGCAGUAGUAGUGGAUGGAAUGUUACUGGCCCUAGUGGUGGUUGGUAG
This is a messenger RNA of Botrytis porri, 3015 nucleotides long. RefSeq lists its product as uncharacterized. Bases 1 to 3015 code for a protein of 1004 amino acids. Lineage: Eukaryota; Fungi; Ascomycota; Leotiomycetes; Helotiales; Sclerotiniaceae. The record is from RefSeq and is a predicted model, not a curated record. The transcript has a single exon.